Linum tenue is the source of this 1275-nucleotide messenger RNA. The record is from the annotation of a GenBank genome assembly. Lineage: Eukaryota; Viridiplantae; Streptophyta; Magnoliopsida; Malpighiales; Linaceae.
AUGAUUUCAAUCCGUAUCCAUUGGGUGAGACUUGUUUGCUCUCAGCUUCAUUCAACGAUCAACCACACCUCAAAACCCCUUCUCCCAUGUCCCUCCAACCUCCCAUGCUCCGAAGUCCCUUCAAGUCCCCAACUUUCCGGCGCCUUCUGCCGCUUUUACUCGAACAGGGCGCCGUCGAGGUCGCCGUCAAGGAGAGCCAGCCGGAAAUUAAGAGCAAGCUUGAAGCCCGUUUUGGACGAAGCCAAAUUCCAAUCCGCAGUAGCAAAGCUUCCUCCUCGGUUUACCAAUGAAGAUCUGUUCAACGUAUUGACCCUCGAGGAAGACACAUUGGUUUGCUUGGAGCUUUUCAAUUGGGCGUCUCAGCAGCCCAGGUUCAAGCACGAUUGCUCCACUUACCAUGCGGCGAUUAAGAAGCUCGGCGUGGCCAAAAUGUACCAGGAAAUGGACGACAUCGUCGCUCAGGUGCUUGCUGUCCCCACCAUUGGUAACGAGGCUCUGUUCAAUACGAUUGUCUACUUUCUCGCUGAGGCUAGGAAGUUGACUAGAGCUGUGAAUGUGUUCAAGCAUAUGAGGAAUUCCAAGAAUUCUGAUUGCAAGCCAUCGAUUAGAACCUAUAACAUCCUUUUCACUGCAAUGCUGAGUAGGGGAAGCAACUCUUAUGUGAACCAUAUGUAUAUGGACACAAUUAGAAGCCUGUUUAAGCUGCUGGUUAACGACGGGAUCGAGCCAGAUAUCUAUUCUUUGAACUCUAUGAUUAAAGGGUAUGUUCUGUCACUUCAUGUCAAUGAAGCUCUGAGGAUAUUCCAUCAGAUGGGUGUGGUAUACAACUGCUUGCCAAACUCAUUUUCCUAUGAUUAUCUUAUUCAUGGGUUGUGUGCUCAAGCUAGAACAAUCAAUGCUAGGGAGCUCUGCGAUGAGAUGAAGAAGAAAGGGUUUGUGCCAAGUGGCAAGUCAUAUAAUUCCCUUGUGAAUGCCUUGGCUCUUGAGGGGGAGGUUGAUGAAGCAGUAAAUUAUCUGUGGGAGAUGGCAAGGAACUAUAGGUCUGCAGAUUUUAUUACAUACAGGACAUUGCUAGAUGAGAUCUGCAGAAGGGGGAAGAUGGAAGAUGCAAUGGGAUUGUUGAAAGAAUUGGAGGAGAGAAAGCUUGUUGAUGGGCUGACCUAUAGGAAGCUUCUAUCCGUGCUUGAUGAUGGCUUUGGAAACUCGGAUGCUGGAGAACAAUUCAGGUACGCAGCAGGAAUUGACUUUCUUCCAAAGUGUUCUGCUAUAUCUUAA